AAACAAUAUGGCGGAGUUAUUUAUUUCUAAUUAUUAUAUAUAACUUUUACGAACAGUUUAAGCGACUGUACGAUAAUAACUAGUGCAAUAGUUCAAAUAUAAAUCAAAUACCAAGGAUAGAAUAACUGGGGUCAUAUAUUAAUCCGGGAUUAUCUCUUAAUGACGUUAGACGUGUGUCCAAAAAUUUGUCGGUGUUGGUCGCGGCCUGUUGGUUGCAUUAAAAUUAAUAGGCCUAUCUAUAGGUUUGUCAAUAAGAAAUAGGUUUGGCUUCAUUAUUGUUUAUUAUCUUAAACAGUAUGGCGGCUGCAUACCAAUUUCUUUCGAAUCCAGCUAAAUUACCAAAGCAGUGGCAGCCACGUCUCCACGAGUGGAAUCCAUACCACUGUAGUUCACCAGAUGUUGCUCAUGCAGGGUGGAGGAAGUGGUCUGCUGAACACCCUGAUUGGUAUGCCAGAAGAGAUUCAUCUCAACACCCAGACUGGUACAACAGGCGUAGAGACACUGUACGACGGGUUGAUUAUAAAAAUACCAACUGGCACUACGAAAGACCAUCCAAACCGACAAGUCGAACGCAUGACGAUUUCGUACCAUAUCAACCAGAUGUUCAGAUGAAGGAUGUCCUCAAACCCAUUCCCCAAAACAAAAGCUUUCAAGGGGCUAGAACGUAUCCAAAACCGUUCCCACAAGAGAUACCAACACCGAAGUGGGGCAUGCACCACCCCCAUCAUUAUGAAGAUCCUGUGAGACUCGAUAAUUUCCCUCCUAUUAGAUAUAAUUAAGUUUGUUUUUAAAUUUUGACGUGUUUGUUCUUACUAUUAUGUUACAAAAGUUCUAGCAAAUAAACAGUGUUCCUGAGAUAGUGAUUUCACUGGUAUCUUCAGUAGAAUACACAAGGGAUGCUGCAUCCAUUAUAAUAUAAAAUACUCUACUAGGCUUUUGAUUCUAAUACUGGCAUAAUCUAUACAAUUGAAAAGUCUAGGUCACUGGUGUCCGGCAAUAUUGACAAAAUUUGUAGACACGAGU
Messenger RNA from Lottia gigantea (owl limpet), 1023 nucleotides. RefSeq lists its product as hypothetical. The record is from RefSeq and is a predicted model, not a curated record. NCBI's taxonomy places the organism in Eukaryota, Metazoa, Mollusca, Gastropoda, Lottiidae. The coding region runs from base 297 to 779 and encodes 160 amino acids. The transcript is spliced from 4 exons.